CCCCCUGCCGGCCGCGCGCAGCUGGAAGAGGAAGCGGGGCGGGAGGCAGGAAGCGGGGCCGCCUUUGCACCGCCGACGCCGCCUCGCCCGAAGCUGCUUCCCUGCCCGGAGGAGCCUCCUCUGCCGCCGCCGCCGCCGCCGCCGAGAUGCCGGCCUAUCACUCAACUUUGAUGGACCCCGACACCAAAUUCGUGGGGAACAUGGCUCUGCUGCCCAUCAGGAGUCAGUUCAAAGGGCCGGCUCCUCGUGAAACAAAAGAUACAGACAUAAUUGAUGAAGCCAUCUACUACUUCAAAGCCAAUGUGUUCUUUAAAAAUUAUGAAAUUAAGAAUGAGGCUGACCGAACUUUGAUCUACAUAACUCUCUAUAUUUCGGAGUGCUUGAAAAAGCUGCAGAAGUGCAAUUCCAAAGGCCAGGGGGAAAAAGAAAUGUAUACUUUGGGGAUCACCAAUUUCCCGAUCCCCGGAGAACCGGGGUUCCCACUGAAUGCCCUUUAUGCCAGACCCAGCAACAAGCAGGAGGAAGAGAUUAUGCGGGGGUAUUUGCAGCAACUAAGGCAAGAAACCGGCUUGAGGCUUUGCGAAAAGGUUUUUGAUCCUCAGAGUGACAAACCCAGCAAGUGGUGGACCUGUUUUGUGAAAAGGCAAUUCAUGAAUAAAAGCCUGUCGGGACCAGGACAGUGAAGACAACGGUUAGAUCUUUAGUUACAGCCUUCUCUGUUCCCAGGGGUCUUUGAAUUAUUGCUUCUGUUUUAAUAUAAGUUUUCUACCGAAAGAGAAAAGGUGUUUCUGGACGCCAGGCCAUUGACGGGAGGAAUGACGGAGCUAAAAACAACAACAAACCAAUCAUGUGCAAUUUUUGUCAAGCUCGAUAAUAAUAAAAACAAAAGUUCUUUCUAA
Messenger RNA from Pseudonaja textilis, 899 nucleotides. It is a transcript of the gene ARPC3, whose product is annotated as actin related protein 2/3 complex subunit 3. Gene Ontology annotation, cellular component: cytoskeleton; Arp2/3 protein complex. The record is from RefSeq and is a predicted model, not a curated record. Gene Ontology annotation, biological process: regulation of actin filament polymerization; Arp2/3 complex-mediated actin nucleation. Lineage: Eukaryota; Metazoa; Chordata; Lepidosauria; Squamata; Elapidae.